This is a messenger RNA of Camelina sativa (false flax), 890 nucleotides long. RefSeq lists its product as uncharacterized. The record is from RefSeq and is a predicted model, not a curated record. NCBI's taxonomy places the organism in Eukaryota, Viridiplantae, Streptophyta, Magnoliopsida, Brassicales, Brassicaceae.
UGUCUUAUAUUUACCAUAAUAUCCCAUUUCAUAUGCUCCGUAACAAUAGCUCCCUUAACAUUUUUCUUACGUUUUAUCUCAUCAAAAUCUUUUUUUUUUGGUCUUCCGGUUACGAGAUGGAGUCCGGUAAUAGUAGUAGCAUGCAAUCUUCAAAUGGCGGUGGCGGAGGAGGAGAAGAGGAGUACGAUUCACGCGCCGCCGAUCAAUCCAUCUCCGCCUUCUUCGGACACCACGUGUCAUCUCUACCUCCGCCGCAACAAAACCACCUCAACCUCCUCCAUUUCGACCAUAACAACAACAACAAUUCUCUAAUAUCACCAAACUACUUCAACAACAACAACACGUUCUUACCCGUAAACCAACAAUCCGACCCUAUCUCCCAACCCGACCUCCGAACCUUCUCCGCCACGUCAUCACUCCCUCCUCCUAACAACAUAGGAGUAACCAAGAAAACAAAGAAAAGAUCACGAGCAUCAAGAAGAGCACCAACCACGGUUCUAACGACGGACACGUCAAACUUCCGAGCGAUGGUUCAAGAGUUUACCGGAAUCCCAGCUCCGCCGCUAUUCAACAACAACUCCGUCGUGAACACCACGCGCCUCAACACUUUCCUCGGCUUGUCUUCUUCUUCGCCAAACUCUUACAAUAACAACAAUCUCUUGUUACGACCUUUCGCUCAAAAGCUCAUGCCAACGACGUCUCCACUCUUAUCCGGAUCACAGAUUCAGCAAUUUCAAAACCCUAACAACGGUUUCGAGAAUAUGAACCCACAGGCCCUUCUCCAAGCUCAUAUUUCAAACCCUAGAAGCAAUGAUCACGAUCAGUUUGGUCUUGGUAUCAAUUGUAUGAUGCAGAGUCCAUCUGCUAAUCCUCACACGGCAGCGGCAGCG